GUUCAUUUGUUUAGGUAGAUAAAAGGCAAUUUAUAACCAUAUCAUGUAUUUCUUAUCUCCAUCUGAUACAUGAUGUCAGGUUUUGUGGAAGGGCAUAACCUUAAUAUGCUGUAUAUAAGGGCUGGACUUGUGACUGGAACUUCACUCCCCUGAGUCCAGCAACAAAAUCAACAUGAUGAAGUGGCUUGUGAUCCUGUCAGCCCUCGUGGCUUUCUCUGAAUGCCUCCAUAGGAUGCCCCUGAUCAAGGGAAAGACUACCAGGCAGACCCUGCAGGAGAAGGGAUUGUGGGAGGAGUUCAGGAAGAGUUACCCAUACAAUCCAAUGAGAAAGUUCACCCAGAGUGAUACUGAGAGCAUGACCAACGAUGCUGACAUGUCCUACUAUGGUGUGAUCUCCAUUGGCACCCCCCCUCAGUCCUUCAAGGUCAUCUUUGACACUGGCUCUUCCAACCUGUGGGUCCCCUCAGUCUACUGCUCCAGCCAGGCCUGUGAGAACCACAAGAAAUUCAACCCACAGUUGUCCUCCACCUUCAAAUGGACCAAUGAGCCUCUGUCCAUCCAGUACGGCACUGGCAGCAUGACUGGAUAUCUGGGCAAAGACACUGUUGAGGUGGGUGGCAUCUCUCUGCCCAACCAGUUGUUUGGACUUAGUCAAUCAGAGGCUACCUUCUUGUCCUACAUGAAAGCUGAUGGCAUCCUGGGACUGGCCUUCCAGAGCAUUGCCGUUGACAACGCCUUGCCUGUCUUCGACAACAUGGUCAAGCAGGGACUCGUGUCCCAGCCCUUGUUUUCCGUCUACCUGAGCAGCAACAGUGAGCAGGGCAGUGAGGUGGUCUUCGGUGGACUUGACAGCAGAUACUACACUGGAUCAAUCUCCUGGAUUCCUCUGACCUCUGCCACCUACUGGCAGAUCCAAAUGGACAGUGUUACCAUCAAUGGACAGGUUGUGGCCUGCUCUGGUGGCUGCCAGGCCAUCAUUGACACUGGUACCUCCCUGAUUGUUGGCCCAAACAAUGAGAUCAACAACAUUAAUUCCUGGGUUGGAGCCUCAACCAACCAGUACGGAGAUGCUACAGUGAACUGCCAGAACAUCCACAGCAUGCCUGAUGUCACCUUCACUCUCAAUGGACACGCCUUCACCAUCUCUCCACCUGCCUACGUCUCUCAGACCUACUACGGUUGCAACACUGGCUUUGGCCAGGGUGGCUCUCAACAGCUCUGGAUCCUGGGAGAUGUCUUCAUCAGGGAGUACUAUGCUGUCUUUGAUGCCCAGAGUCAGGCCGUCGGUCUGGCCAAGUCUGUGUAAUCAAAUAAGACACCAGAUGAAAUGUCUAUUUCCCUGUAGGGGCUUGUGUGAUUGAAGAUAAAAAAAAUUGGUGCAAACGGGACAUUGUGGAAAAUAUAGAUGUGAACAUGUUGUAGCCUUUGCAUUAAAGAA
Molecule: messenger RNA, 1438 nt
Organism: Xiphias gladius (swordfish)
Lineage: Eukaryota; Metazoa; Chordata; Actinopteri; Istiophoriformes; Xiphiidae
Product: pepsin A-like
Exons: 9
Coding region: 173-1306 (377 amino acids)
Biological process (GO): proteolysis
Molecular function (GO): aspartic-type endopeptidase activity
Source: RefSeq, a predicted model, not a curated record